AUGCAUGGUUUACCACACUCUCCAUCACCCGCCAUUAAAUCACCAAUGAAAAUGCGAGCAGCUUUUGAUAUCAGCGGUACACCUUCUGGCUGUAAUGGACGUGAUGGAAAGCGCGUUUUUACCCGAGUUAUAAAAACAUUAGAACAAUUGAAAUCACCAUAUCAGAAAAUUAAAUUGAUUCGUGAAUAUAUCGACGAUAAUGCUUUCGAUCGUAAGAAUAAACCCUACACAUAUUCAGUUAAAUAUGAGGAUAAAGAACUUGUUGCCAAAGUUGUUGAUAUGACAAUUGUAUUUAAAGCAUGUAUUCCAGCAGCAGACAUGAUCAGAUUGCACUCACCUUAUUGA
Didymodactylos carnosus is the source of this 345-nucleotide messenger RNA. NCBI's taxonomy places the organism in Eukaryota, Metazoa, Rotifera, Eurotatoria, Philodinida, Philodinidae. The record is from the annotation of a GenBank genome assembly.